Messenger RNA from Caenorhabditis briggsae, 750 nucleotides. Gene Ontology annotation, molecular function: G protein-coupled olfactory receptor activity. The transcript is spliced from 5 exons. The record is from RefSeq and is a predicted model, not a curated record. Gene Ontology annotation, biological process: G protein-coupled receptor signaling pathway; olfactory behavior. Lineage: Eukaryota; Metazoa; Nematoda; Chromadorea; Rhabditida; Rhabditidae. Bases 1 to 750 code for a protein of 249 amino acids.
AUGCUUGGCAAGCAAUGGAGCUUCCUUCUGAAAAUGAUUCAGGAUGUAUCGGCAUGCUUCUCUUUGACUAUCAACACUUUCUUGAUACACUUGUUGCUAGAGACAUUUAAUGGAUGGAAAAUCUGGUUAUGGUUCUCGAUUCCUUUCUGGUACGGACUAACUUGGGUUUGUACUGGAUACUUUUUUUCAGCGCCCAAUGAAGCAACAUCGAGGUUUAUCAGGGACAACGUAAAUGAGAUUUUCGAGUUGGAGUUUGAUGAGUACAUAUAUUUGGGACCAUAUCUUUACGAGAAGUUUGAUAACGGGGCUUUCAUUGUGCAUAUUGUACCGUUCAUUGGGUUGGGUAUCAUUUCAGCAACUAUCGUCUCCUCUAUCAUAAUAGUUCUCCUAUUUGGCUCUCUAUGCUACAUUCGCAUCAACAAUAUUGUGGUGACAACAAUGAAUUCAGCCGAAAUGAGAAAUCUCCAGAGACAAUUAUUUUAUGCUCUUGUCAUCCAAACAUUGGUUCCUUUUAUUCUCAUGCAUGUUCCAGCCGCAAUAAUGUUUGCAUUCGUCUUUUUGGAUAUUGAUUUGGGUUUUUACAGUGCAGUAUUUUCCUUGACAAUUGCCAUAUACCCAGCGGUUGAUCCCAUACCUACUUUAGUGAUAGUUGAGAAUUACAGGAUAACCAUACUUCAUGUAACACUUUGGAUGUUUCAAAAAGACUCCACUGCUGGUGACAACGACAAUCGAGCCGACAAGAUAUCCUAA